This is a messenger RNA of Opisthorchis viverrini, 666 nucleotides long. RefSeq lists its product as hypothetical. NCBI's taxonomy places the organism in Eukaryota, Metazoa, Platyhelminthes, Trematoda, Opisthorchiida, Opisthorchiidae. The annotation marks the transcript as partial. The transcript has 4 exons. The record is from RefSeq and is a predicted model, not a curated record.
CGCAGACAUCAUGAGUUAUGGUCUAUUCCUCUUCCAUUUUGAACGACCAGCAGAUGAGCAAGAAACAAGGACGCAGAACGCAAGUACUGUAUUAGAAAUGACUACCCCGUUGCUCUCUGCCAGAUUCCGACUGCGCACCUCUGGCGAUGCAGAGGCCGCUGCAGCUAGAUAUGCUAGAUAUGCUAGGUUGGGUAUUGUAUUGAGCGAACGUGCGGAAGAGUCUCUGCCUGAUUGGAUACCCGUUGAUAGUCGCUUCUGUGCGGUUCGUUCGGAAACAUCUGUGAGAGAAUCUAGAGGAGCCUUGUCACGACUGUACUCGUUGCGAAGACGUUUCCUGCAUGACCCAGAAUUCUUCGAGGCAUAUGCAGACGUCGUGUCACGGAAUCUCGAGAAAGGCUAUGCAGUACCGGUUCCCUCUGAGCUGACCGCGAGGUUUUGUACCUUUGUAGUCAAUAGGCCAGGCAUUAUUCAAGAAUACUCCUCACCGAGCGAAUGGAAGCACGUGGAAUCAUUACAGAACCCUGCCGACCUAGCGUCCAGGGGUAUUAAAGGAGUGGAAGAUUUGAGUCGCUGGACAUAUGGACCAGAGUUUAUCAACGAACCGAGGAUUCUUGUGUCACCUUUGACACCUGAUCGGAUACCCGAUGGCGUGGAGCGAGCCGAGUA